AUGUGUGGUCAACAUGGUGGAGAAAUCACUGAGUUGAAAGUAAUAGCAUCUGCAGCACGUUCUCAGCCCACCAUCAUCAAUGUCAAAGGGACCAACUUCGGGAAUCGACUGGUGACCUCAGGGAAACUCUACGAUGGCAAGGAUUUCAAUGUGAGGAUUGUCCCCGUUGUGUUUCAAGAUGCCGGAAUUUACACCUGUUUUCUGGAAUCAAUUCCAUUUCCCACCAUUGAUCUAAUCACAGUGAAAGUCACAGCUGAACCGUCUGAUGCAGUGACUGAGGGAGACAACGUUACCCUGACCUGCUCUGUGUCUCAUGACACUGGGUCAAUGAGACUGGUCUGGAUCAAUGGCGAUGGCAAACGUGUUGGAGAAAAGACACUGACUGAGGAAGAGAAAUCACUGAGUCUGGUUAUUCAGAAAGCUGGGAGAGGCAGAGGGAACUGGAGAUGUGUUUUGUUUGAUCAAGACCUGCCCCGGCUUUUUGUCCCAAACUAUCAGAAGGACAGUAGUAAGUGA
Messenger RNA from Amblyraja radiata (thorny skate), 516 nucleotides. RefSeq names its product CD276 antigen homolog. NCBI's taxonomy places the organism in Eukaryota, Metazoa, Chordata, Chondrichthyes, Rajiformes, Rajidae. The record is from RefSeq and is a predicted model, not a curated record. The transcript has 3 exons. The coding region runs from base 1 to 516 and encodes 171 amino acids.